Pieris macdunnoughi is the source of this 4425-nucleotide messenger RNA. The record is from the annotation of a GenBank genome assembly. NCBI's taxonomy places the organism in Eukaryota, Metazoa, Arthropoda, Insecta, Lepidoptera, Pieridae.
AUGACACUAGCCAAAUUAGAUUUCAAAUCUACAGAGCAUGAGAGGUGGUCCUGGUUGGUGCGUUACAACGUCUCUGUAGUGGUUAUCAAAGCAGUUCUGCAAAUACCUGGAUGUAUGUUCAGUCGUGUGAUGCAAGACAACGCGUGCUGGCUCGUGCAAUUACUUGGUAUCGGAUGUGUGGAUAAAUUUGCUGGAGGGAAUAUUGCUCGCUUCCUCAAAAUGCAUUAUGACAAGGAUUCGGCAUGUUCUGUACCUCAAGAGGACAUCGGACUUGCGUGGGAUGGAGUUUGUUUCGCGUUUCUUAUACUUCAGCGACGGUUGUUCCAUAGCUAUUACUUCUAUCGAGUUAUAGAUGAGAGUAAAGCUACAACGGUUCUUGCAUCCAGGGGUGCAGAAUUAAUAGAAGAAUUACGACAGAAGCAGAUGUUAAUUCAAGAAGAGCAAGAAGUAAAAAUAUUAGAAAAAAUUAAAGUGAAAAUGGAAAGGAUAAAAGCGAACCAGAAAAAAAUUCAAGGAGUUAUGUCUAAAGAACCUGUUCAUCAUGAUGCAGAAGAGGAUGAAGAGACUCAAGACGAUGACACGGAUCGUGUACCUCUGGAGCGCGGGGAAUCAGACGCGACGGUGCGCGGCUUCCACACUCCUGAUAGCCCCCGUUCCCCCAAAGGGUUUCAUACCCCUUUGACUCCGACGCCUCGACAUUCUCCCCCUCGUACACCCUCACCCCCACUUUUACCACUUCCCGCCCUACCCGCUCCUCCUUCACAACAAGGCCCGCCAUCCCCGUCAUCGGCUCUUAUGACCGUAUCUCUCGACGCUUAUCUCGAACCGAGACGUAUUUCCUUCGAAUCACCCCCCUCAUCAGAACUUAUCCCCAGGGCCCAAAGUCCGGAAGAGUCCUACCCAGUGUUUUCCCCUCCCCCUAUCCGCCGCCGAAGCCCUGACGGAUCUCAACGUCGACUAUUCACAAAACGACAUGAAGUUCGCGACAGGCCCCGGUACAAGCCGCCAACCAGUCAUCAGAAGGCCGUGCGCUCUGGUGACUACUAUAUGUUUGACGAGUUCGAUGAUACUGAUAUACACCUGAAGGAGGAUGAAUCCAGCUCUGAUGAAGACGCUCCGAAGGAAAUGGGCCUUGGGAAGUUGCUGUCGACGGCGAUAAAGACGGAUUUGCGUCGUGCCGUGUCGCUGAGGCGUGCGUCUGCGCCCGUUCUAAGAGACGUUAGGAGAACGUCCUAUCCGGCACACCCUGAAUCCUAUAUGGAUGAGGUGCGUCCUUUAUCGUCACGGGGAGACGUAAGACGGGACGAAGAUGCAUCAAUGAGGGACCGAGCUGGUCCAUCAUCAGACUUGGAUGAAUUUGCACCAAUGCCCGAAUCCGAGACUUGGAUGGACAAAAUUAAGGGAUAUUUGGACACGGCUGGUGCGUUGGUAUCCAGCUUUUUGGUCUCAAUCACUCGGCAUCUUAUGAAGUACUCGCGGGACUACAGAUAUGUGUCAAGAACUUUAUCUGUUGAGAAGAAGAUUUUGAAGGAAAAAGAAGGAUUCGGUAUAGGAAUACGUGAAGGAUCGCAAAUGAUUUGGGAGCCCAUGCCAGAAGUAUUCGUACAUCACCGUAAGUUAAGCCAACUAAGCGUACCGGAGAUUCGUAUAUUGGCUCCAAGUAUGGAGAGGGGGUUAGACAAGCCGAGUCCCGCCAUUUCGCGCCGCGAGUCGAGCUCCGACAGCGACACAGAAGAUGACGAACACGAUAGUGUUUUUAGCUUGCAAACUACUGAAAGUAAGGAUCUCACGACGUUAGAAGAACAGGAUGACUCUAUGUUCAAACAAGAUAAAUCGCCUUUAGUUCAUCUGUGCUAUGCUUUGUGGUUCGCUGUUUUGGCACAUACGGACAUAGUCUGUUACAUCAUGGUCUUUAUAAACCAGAUUCAAUCAGCAACAAUUCUUUCCAUACCUCUUCCUUUGAUGGUAUUCCUUUGGGGAACUCUGACUAUACCGCGACCGACCAAAACAUUUUGGGUCACGCUUAUCGCGUAUACAGAGGUAAUCGUGCUUAUAAAAAGUAUGUUCCAAUUCGAGAUUCUACCGUGGAAUCAGAAAGCAAUACCUGCAAAUAUGCCGUUCACAGCUCCACGAAUUAUUGGUAUCGAAAGGAAAUACAACUACGCCCUCUACGAUUUGCUACUAUUGCUUAUUAUAUUCUUGCACAGGUUCAUGUUAAAAUCCUUAGGUCUUUGGAAGGAAUCUUCUUCUGAUAUAGAGCUUCAGCAAGAUAAGGAGUAUGCUUUGACCGCUGAAGAUACUCAGUUCCUGGUGGAAGGUCGAGGCGCUGAAGUUGGACAGAAAUAUGUGAAAUUGCACGAAAAAAUUGUCCCACAAAAGGAAAGUGAAAUCAAUGGGUCAUUAAAAACGAGUAUCGACAACUUGCCGCAAAUUAAAGAUAGCUCUGAUGAUGAACCGGGGCCCUCUAAAGAACCUGACGAUGAGUAUAGGGUGAACGAUGAUCAGGAACCGAUCAUUGCUGUAAACACAAUGUUGGAGGAUACAUAUCAGCAUUACCCUAAUGUCAUGUUACUUUCAUUAAAACGAUAUUUGCGUCCAACUAAACAUUUCUUCGAACGUAUGCUAGCGCCGGGCGCGCGCGUCACGGCUGACGUAUACGCGUACAUGUUUCUUUGCGAUUUCUUUAAUUUCCUUGUCGUUAUCUUCGGGUUUGCUGCUUUUGGGACACAUCAAGGCGAUGGUGGAGUGCAGACUUACUUUGAGGAGAACAAAGUGCCUAUUCCGUUCCUUGUAAUGUUAAUAUUGCAGUUCGCACUCAUUAUAAUUGACCGAGCGCUUUAUUUACGAAAAUUCAUGCUGGGCAAGAUAUUAUUCCAAUAUGCCCUUAUUAUUGGUGUUCAUAUAUGGAUGUUCUUUGUAUUACCGUUCAUUACUGAAAGGACAUUUAACACCCUCCUUCCGCCCCCGAUGUGGUACAUGAUGAAGAGCAUCUACCUUCUACUCUCGGCAUACCAGAUCCGGUGUGGCUAUCCCCGGCGUAUUAUCGGAAACUUCCUUUGCAAGUCUUAUCGGUUCAUCAACAUGAUCUGCUUUAGAGGCUUUAUGGCAGUGCCAUUCCUCUUCGAAUUACGGACCCUCAUGGAUUGGAUAUGGACUGACACCUCAAUGACUCUCAUGGAUUGGCUCAAAAUGGAGGAUAUAUUCGCUAGCGUCUUCUUACUCAAGUGUUCUCGCUACGUAGAAGAUGAAUUCCCUCAGCCGCGGGGCGUUAAGAAGUCCACCACGUCUAAAUACUUGCUCGGUGGAGGAGUUUUGGCUUUUGUCAUCGCUAUCAUUUGGUUCCCGCUUGUGUUCUUCGCCUUUGGUAAUUCGGUUGGUGAGCCAAAUCCACCGACAGAUGUCACUGUCAAAAUUCGUAUUGGACCCUUCCUGCCCGUUUAUCAAAUGUCUGCGCAAUCACACAAUAUUGACGUCUAUACCGAACAAGACUACACCCAAUUGAGCAACAUGUACGCCCGAGAUAGAACCGCACAGACAUUCCUCUCUAACUACAUGUACAAUGACGUCGCAGUUAUUACAAUUAACCCUAACUCCACCGCUGUGUGGAAUAUUUCUCCUCCGGAAUUGGAUCGGCUUGAAAGAGAAGCGUUGUCAAAUUCAUCAUUAUUAGUCAAAUUCACAUACGUAAUAACUCAUCCGAGUAACAACCCACAAAAUCCGCCAACAAUCGAGAACAAUCGUGAAGUCCCGCUCGACGCUUAUGUAAACGGGAAGAAAAAUCCCGAGAGAGAUACAUUACUUCAGCUACUGGCUGGGACAGCUUCUCCUGACCUUUGGUUAAACGUUAAACUCUUGUUCCCGAAAUUCGUGAAGGUGUUCAACAAGGGUACCACAAAACCGGCUUUCCAAUUGAUGCCGGCUAUUGGUGUUAAUGAUGUUGAAGACUCAAGAUAUUAUCGAAACGUACAAUUACGUUUGGAAAGAGACAGAAAUACAAGCUAUUGGAGGGUACAUGAAUCUUGCGAGGAAAGGGAUCCGCUAGCGUCAAUACCAAUGAACAAUUGCGACAUGCUCGUAAUGUAUACGUUUAACGACAAACUGUUUCCGGAGACACUCAACUUUAUAUCUGGUGGCGGUAUAAUCGGUUUAUACACAACAUUCGUGUUUCUGGCGUCACGAGUGCUUCGCGGCUUCUUCUCUGGCAUCUACACAAAGAUUAUGUUCGACGAUCUGCCCAACGUCGAUAGAGUGUUGCAACUCUGCCUUGAUAUUUAUCUGGUGCGUGAAGCUCUCGAAUUGACAUUAGAAGAAGAUCUAUUCGCAAAACUGGUCUUCCUAUAUCGGUCGCCGGAGACCAUGAUUAAAUGGAGUCGACCUCGAGAAGAAGACAGCCAAGAACAAAGAGCUCUACCAGCUCCGAACUGA